AUGAAUAGGGUGACAUUUGGAACACAUGCUGGCUGUGCAGGCUCCCACUGUGGAGACUCCAGUCAGCCAGAAUGUGACUCCCAUGGUCUGCUAGAGCCAGGGUCUGUGGAGCCCACUGUGGAGACUCCAGUCAGCCAGAAUGUGACUCCCCAUGGUCUGCUAGAGCCAGGGUCUGUGGAGCCCACUGUGGAGACUCCAGUCAGCCCCAGGGUCAGUCAGGAGGAGGAGGAGAGGAAGAAGAUCAUCGACGGUCAAUACAAAUGCUUUGAGAAGAUGAACAGAGACCAGCCGUAUAACAAAUCAGGGCUGUACUGUAACCGGACCUGGGAUGGCUGGCUGUGCUGGGAUGAUACACCUGCUGGGACAGUCACCUGGCAGAACUGCCCAAACUAUUUCCGUGACUUCGACUCCACAGAAAAAGCUACAAAGACAUGUGGCGAAUCAGGACAGUGGUUCCGCCACCCAGAUUCUAAUAGGACAUGGUCCAACUACACGCUGUGUAACUUCCACACUACUGGCAAGCUGAAGAUGGCCUAUAUCCUGUACUACAUGGCGAUUGUGGGUCAUGCCUUAUCCAUAGCCUCCCUCCUGAUCUCUCUGGCUAUAUUCUUCUACUUCAGGAACCUGAGCUGCCAAAGGAUCACGCUUCAUAAGAACCUCUUCGUUUCCUAUGUCCUCAACUCCGCCCUUACCCUCAUCUACCUCAUAGCAGUGGUCAACAACACAGAUGUAGUGGAGAGAAAUCCAGUUGGCUGUAAGGUGUUGCACUUCUUCCACAUGUACAUGCUGGGCUGUAACUACUUCUGGAUGCUGUGUGAGGGGAUCUAUCUGCACACGCUCAUUGUGGUGGCUGUGUUCGCCGAGGAGCAGCACCUACACUGGUACUACCUCCUAGGCUGGGGGUUUCCCUUAGUGCCUGCAUCCAUCCAUGCCGUGGCAAGGAAGAAGUAUUUUGAUGACAACUGCUGGAUGAGUGUUGAGACCCACCUGCUCUACGUGGUCCACGGGCCCAUCAUGGCAGCACUGCUCGUGAAUCUGUUCUUCUUGCUGAACAUCGUGAGGGUGCUGGUUACCAAGCUGAGGGACACCCACCGGGCAGAGUCUAACAUGUACAUGAAGGCGGUGAGAGCUACCCUGAUCCUGGUCCCUCUCCUGGGCAUCCAGUUUGUCAUCUUCCCCUGGAGGCCAGAGAACCGUCUGGCGGGGGAGGUAUACGACUACAUCAUGCAUAUACUAAUGCAUUACCAGGGAUUACUAGUGGCAACGAUCUGCUUUUUCAAUGGCGAGGUAAGCACUACUGUGCAGGCGCUCGUCGAAGAGGACAGAAGACCGCCACAAUCCAUCACUAGAGGUCCCGCCUUCAUGUACCACCACGACUGCAACAGCGAACACUUAAACGGCAGACACACCUCUGAGGACUCUGAGCUGGUGGCUCUUAAGACAGGGGAGACGUACGCCUGA
Salvelinus sp. IW2-2015 is the source of this 1461-nucleotide messenger RNA. Lineage: Eukaryota; Metazoa; Chordata; Actinopteri; Salmoniformes; Salmonidae. The record is from RefSeq and is a predicted model, not a curated record.